AUGGAAGAAGAAGCAAGAGUGCAAGUUUGGGAAGGGUAUGCAGAUUGGAGGAACAGACCAGCAAUCAAAGGACAUCAUGGUGGAAUGCUUGCUGCAUCCUUUGUUUUGGCUGUGGAGGUAUUGGAGAAUCUAGCAUAUCUUGCAAAUGCAAGCAACCUUGUUUUAUACCUUUCCAAGUUUAUGCACUUCUCACCUUCCACCUCUGCCAACAUUGUCACCAACUUCAUGGGAACAGCUUUCCUACUUGCUAUUCUUGGUGGAUUUCUGGCUGAUGCUUUUUUCACUACUUAUUCCAUCUACCUUAUAAGUGCUGCUAUAGAAUUCAUGGGACUACUAAUGCUUACAAUACAAGCUCACAUGCCACCACUCAAACCACCAAACUGUGUUAAGGGAUUGGGAAGCACAAACAGUUUAUGCCAGACAGUUCAAGGUGUCAAAGAAGCUAUGCUAUUUGCAGGCCUCUAUCUUGUGGCCCUUGGAGUUGGUGGAAUAAAAGGUUCACUUCCUCCUCAUGGAGCUGAGCAGUUUGAUGAAACUACUGCUGAAGGAAGGAAGAAAAGAUCUGAGUUUUUUAACUACUUUGUCUUCAGCCUGUCAUGUGGUGCAUUGUUUGCAGUUACUUUUGUGGUUUGGAUUGAAGACAACAAAGGAUGGCAGUGGGGUUUAGGUGUUUCAACUGCAUCAAUAUUGCUCUCCAUUCCGGUUUUUGUUCUUGGUUCGCACAAGUAUAGAACCAAGACUCCGGCCGGAAGCCCUAUCACACCCAUGUUCAAGGUUCUUGUGGCAGCAAUUUGCAACAACUACAAAUCCAAAAAUUCAUCAGCCAACGCUAUCACCAGCAUGCCAACAACUCCAUCCGACGACACAAUUGUAAAAGGAGAUCAAGAACAAACCAACAAUAGAAAAGAAGUGAUGAUGACAGAUCAAACACCAAUAACACAAAGCCUAAAAUGCCUCAACAAAGCAGUAAUGAAACCAGUUCACCCAAAAUUAAAAUGCACGGUAAAAGAACUAGAAGAAGUGAAAACUGUAUUAAAAAUCCUUCCCAUAUUCAUGUCAACCAUAAUGCUAAACUGUUGUUUAGCUCAAUUAUCAACAUUUUCAGUUCAACAAUCAUCCACAAUGAACACAAUGCUUGGCUCAUUCAAAGUCCCUCCUGCUUCGCUACCCGUAUUCCCUGUCCUCUUCAUCAUGAUCCUUGCACCACUCUACAACCAUGUCAUUGUUCCAUUUGCUAGAAAAACAACCAAAACUGAAAUGGGAAUAACACACCUACAAAGAAUAGGGACAGGUCUAUUUCUAUCAAUCAUAGCUAUGGCUGUUGCAGCAUUAGUAGAAACCAAAAGAAAGAAAACAGCUUCGAAUUCCGGGUUGUUAGACUCAACAAAACCACUUCCAAUAACAUUUUUAUGGGUGGCUUUACAAUAUCUUUUUUUAGGUUCAGCUGAUCUUUUUACAUUGGCUGGUAUGAUGGAGUUUUUCUUCACAGAGGCACCAUGGAGUAUGCGGUCUUUGGCAACAGCACUUUCAUGGACUUCGUUGGCUAUGGGGUAUUUUCUAAGCACUGUUCUUGUGUCUUUUGUUAAUAAGCUGAGUGGGGCAUUUGGACAAACACCUUGGCUGCUGGGUGAAAACUUGAAUCAUUAUCAUCUUGAGAGGUUCUAUUGGUUGAUGUGUGUGCUUAGUGGACUUAACUUUGUUCACUAUCUCUUUUGGGCCAAUUCAUACAAAUAUAGAUCUUCACCAAAUUAUGGAUACUAG
Vicia faba (fava bean) is the source of this 1761-nucleotide messenger RNA. The record is from the annotation of a GenBank genome assembly. Lineage: Eukaryota; Viridiplantae; Streptophyta; Magnoliopsida; Fabales; Fabaceae.